Messenger RNA from Lineus longissimus, 1218 nucleotides. RefSeq names its product carbohydrate sulfotransferase 15-like. Gene Ontology annotation, biological process: hexose biosynthetic process. The coding region runs from base 1 to 1218 and encodes 405 amino acids. The record is from RefSeq and is a predicted model, not a curated record. The transcript has 8 exons. Lineage: Eukaryota; Metazoa; Nemertea; Pilidiophora; Heteronemertea; Lineidae. Gene Ontology annotation, molecular function: N-acetylgalactosamine 4-sulfate 6-O-sulfotransferase activity.
AUGACGAAGGAAGUCUCCAAAACGGGUGCCGUUGGACCAGUUUCGACCAUCAGCAUCUUCAAGAAGAGCUUAGCCGUGUGUCUCUUCCUCACGCUUGCCAUCUCCAUUGUGUUCUACAACAUGCCUCUCCUGAACAAGAAAACGAAAUAUCUCCGUCACCUUGACAAACUGAACACAAAACGAAUCAUAGCUGAACUAGCCGAAUACAAACACAUAACGCCAGACAGACUCGCCAACCAAAUGGCUACUAGUGGGAAGUUUAAUAUCAAGGCUCCAUUACCCUUCCUAAAAGACUGGAAGAAUUUCUGCUGGGAUCACACAUACCCCAGUGGUCGAAAGAAGUUCCUCUGUCUUCCGAACUUCUACAUCGUUGGGUUCCGUAAAUGUGGCACAACAGACCUCUUUUACCGUCUUGGUCUCCAUCCCGAGGUCUCCAUUCCCUGGAGAAAAGAAACGCUUUGGUGGACGUAUCAUCGAUUUUGGGUCAUUUCCAUCUAUGCCGACCUCUUCGGGGCGAAGACCUUUGUGAAGGGAGAGGAACAGAGGAACUUCUUCGUGAUGGGUGACGCUGACCCGAGUAUAGCCGUCCAGAAUAAAAUGAUCCGCGAUAUGGUGCUGUCAGUUGGCGACAUAAUAAAGUACUAUACACCAAAUGCCAAGUUCAUUUUUAUCAUGCGAAACCCAGUUGAUAGACUUUAUUCUGACUACCUGUACAGUCAACUUGGAGUGCGGUCUCCACGAGACUUCCACAGACGCGUCAAAAGUACCAUAGAAGUGUACACUGAUUGCUUCAAGCAAAGGUCUAUCAGAAAGUGUCUGUACGACAGUGAAAUGAAAAAUAUUGGACAUCACAAUAGGCUGGCUCUUCACCAGGGAAUGUAUGUCAUAUACGUAUUUGACUGGUUACAAAUUUUCGGCGCAAAACAGGUUAUUUGCAUCAGGUCGGAAGAUUUUGCCCGAAAAAGCAGCAAAACUUAUAAGAAGAUUCUGGAGUUCUUGGAGUUAGAAGCUCUAGGGGACGAACAAAUCGCAUCUAUAGCGGCCAUGUCAGCGAUGAACAGAAAUGCCGCCACGCGGAAGGCAUCUGGCCCGAUGGAGAACUCCACUCGGGAAAUUUUAAGGGACUUCUAUCGGCCCUUCAACCACGCAUUGGCAAAGGUUCUUAAACAUAGAAAGUGGGUCUGGGAUGAUGACAGGAUUCUAUGGGAUGAUGAAUGA